Molecule: messenger RNA, 4053 nt
Organism: Exophiala xenobiotica
Lineage: Eukaryota; Fungi; Ascomycota; Eurotiomycetes; Chaetothyriales; Herpotrichiellaceae
Exons: 2
Coding region: 373-3576 (1067 amino acids)
Biological process (GO): phosphorylation; phosphorelay signal transduction system
Molecular function (GO): phosphorelay sensor kinase activity
Source: RefSeq, a predicted model, not a curated record
GCAACAUCCUCGCAACCCGUGGCAAUUGCCCAUUUUCCAGUUUGUGCCUUCCGUCGCGCAUACGGACAAUUUUUCAUACGUCUUUUCCUUGCUUGAAGAACAUUUCGUCACGGCUUCCUCAGCCUGACAACCUAAACAUUGAAAGCUGCUCGAUUUAGUAUCGUCGUCGGCAAUCCUCAAAGUGUCAUCAAAUAUUACACAGAUACAUGUCGCUGCCACAAAGAUUUCCAAGGCUGGCCCAGCUACCGAAUCGCAAAAUAUGAUUUCGUAAAUUGAUCGGUUUGAUGCCUGACCAUCACCCUUUGCGUCAAGGGCGACUAGCAUGUCAAGGCCAACUACUCUUGAUCGUGCAAAGAGCCCGUGAACCUGAAGAUGGGUAUCAACUCAGCUAGGCGGGAAUCCUUCCGUCAGGCCGCAGUCUUGAAAGACCUGGGCAUAUCGUCUACCACAGACGAAGUUGGCAUUGAGCGGUUGACGCUCGACCUCGACACGAAUGCCAGCAACGGAGCGAUAUCUACCCGGGCAGAAUUUGACACAUCAAGUGGUCGUUGGAGAAUCAUUCCACGAAAUGUGGCCAAACCCGGUGAGAACAAACCUUCUGACAGCAUACUUGCUGAACUUCCAGCCUCGAUAAAUCCGGCAGGCUGCUGGAUCGACCAUCUCCCAAGAAAUGAAAACUCGAAAUGGUUCCUGAACGGAGUCGACUGGUCUGCUACCGACUAUGGUCCCCUCGAAUAUUGGCCUAUGUCGCUUUGCACUCUCGUGGGCCUUGCAAUGACAGACACUGCUGCGGUAGCCAUCUAUUGGGGUCGUUCACUUUUGAGUUGCUUCAAUCUCCAAGCUCACAAGGACUUCAACAAGAGAUUUAGCUACGGCUCCGAGAUCCAGGGAAGGCCUUUCAAAGAGAUUUGGAAGGGACAGUGGUCGGACAUGGAGGGAAUUUUCAACGCAAUGCAAGCUGAAGAUCGGCCUCUCGACGUCAAAAAUAUGGCCAUCUUCCCACAACAGCCCGAUGGCCGUCGCGAAGAGACUUUCUGGCGAGGUUCCUUCCUACCAAUUCGAGGAGGGAACGGCUACGUCGCAGGCUGGUACAACAGGGCAUCCGAGGUUACGAACGAGAUAGUGAGCGAAAGAAGAGCCAAGACUCUUUAUGCGAUUUCAUCGCAGCCAGCUGACCUAGAUACCACGAUUUGGUCCCAUGUUUUCCAAGCUCUACGAGAUAACGGGCCAGAUUUUCCCAUGGCCUUUGCAUACUCGGCAGAUGACGGCGCUACAUCAUGCCGACUGACACUACAACAGACUUUAGGCCUGCCUCCAGGUGGUCAUCAUCUUGUGCCGGAAACACUGGACGUGUACGAGGCACCUACAGGAUUACUGUUUUACUAUCGAAGGGUCAGAUCAACCCACAAACCCCUUAUACUUCACAAGGCUGAUGGGACUCUCCCAGAGGAACUGCUCGGUGGGUUUGACUGGCAGGGCUACCAUGAAAGCCCUGUCAGCGUGGCUCUUCUGCCGAUCUCCGUCAGUAGCCGACUACUCGGUGUGAUAGUACUUGGCCUUAACCCCAGACGGCGCUACCGACAAGAAGAUGACGCUUUCAUCAACGCUCUGUGUCGACAGGCUUCAGCAGCAAUUGCGUCCGCCGUUGACCGUGAAGAAGCUCAAAGGCAAGCCGAGAUAAUGACAUUGCAGCUGGAAGAAAAUGAAAGACAAAUCAGAGAAAUUGCGGAGCACGGACCCGUAGGAAUGGUCCGCGUGACACCCUCUGGCAACAUCAUCUGGGCGAAUACGCAGUACUACGGUAUUUCUGGUCAUCCUUCUGGAGAUCGAUAUACCUUCUCUUUCAUGGAUGUUGUGCAUGAGGAGGAUCGAGUUUUCGCAAGGGGCUUCUGGUCCCUGUUGGUUGAUGAGCACAAACCAGUGUCCCAAGAGUUUCGACUACAACAGAAAUGGACACCUCCACCCACUCCUGGGGAUCCCAACCCCAAAGAGGAACAUUGCUGGAUUAUCGCAAACGCCUUUCCAGUCUUUGCGAAUGGAGCCUUAUCUAAUAUUGUGUGCUGUAUCACAGACAUCAGUCGCAUCAAAUGGACCGAAGAGAUCCAAAGCCGCUUGGCAGUCGAAGCCACCGAGGCUCGAAAGCUUCAGGAAGCCUUCAUCGACGUCGUCUCGCACGAGAUGAGAAAUCCUCUGUCCGCCAUUACGCAACUCGCGGAUGGUAUUGCCGCUUGUCUAGAAGACUGGAGCUCAAUGGACGACCAUUCACUGGAGUCGGCAAUUCAGCUACUCAAAGAAAACGUGGAAAACGGAAAAACGAUCCUACUUUGUGCCUCGCACCAAAAGCGAGUCAUUGACGACGUACUGACCUUGUCAAAACUUGAUUCUCAACUUCUUUCGAUUUCCCCAGACGUGGUUCAGCCUUACGCCGUCGUGGAGUCCGCGCUAAACAUGUUUAAAGCCGAGUUCGACACAAAUUCCAUCAUUGUCGAGAAUGGCGCAGACGAUUCUUAUGCUCGUCUCAACCUGGACUGGGUUUGUUUGGAUCCUGCCAGGUUGACACAGAUUUUCAUCAAUCUCCUUACCAAUGCGAUCAAAUUCACCAAGUUGGAACCGGAGCGGAAGAUCAAGGUCCACCGACGUGCAUUUAUCAGCCUUCCACCUCCGCUCGAGGACAUCAUUUGGUUUCCGACCAAGAAAGACAGACGCGACGCAACCACUGGGUCUGAAUGGGGUACAGGAGACCCAGUUUAUUUGCUGUUCACUGUUACAGAUACAGGAAAGGGGUUAGAGCUAGAGGAAAUGACACGACUCUUCAACAGAUUCCAGCAAGCCACGAAAAAAACACAUAUCAAGUACGGUGGAUCUGGGCUUGGACUCUUCAUAUCUCGCGAAUUGACAGAAAACAUGGGUGGGCAGAUCGGCGUAAAGUCCGCCCCCGGAAAGGGAACUACGUUCGCCUUUUACAUUCGGGCUCGUAAAGCCGUCGCACCGAAAGAUCAGACACAAACUAUUCAGCCGUCCGAGCUACCUGCAAGGAUACCCAGUCCAGUCGGCUCUCAUGAGAUGACUCAAAUUACGCGGCUACCCAGCAAAGAGCACGCGAUAAACACGACUCCUGCUCGCGUCCUGCUCGUGGAAGAUAACAUCAUUAAUGCGCAAGUGCUGAUGAAGCAGCUGAAACGCGCAGGCUGCACAGUAUAUAUCGCGAAUCACGGCCAAGAGGCGCUAGAUUUCCUCCCUCGCACAAGAGCGUGGCACGACUAUGAGCCGUUGCAAGUGAUGGAUUCGCCGUCUGCGAGCUUGGACGUCGAUAUUGACUGCAUCUUGAUGGAUGUGGAAAUGCCGGUCCUUGAUGGCUUGAGCUGCACACGCCAGAUCCGCGUUCUUCAAGAAGAGGGCUUGUUGAAGAAGCAUAUCCACAUCAUUGCCAUCACAGCCAACGCACGGUCUGAGCAGAUUGCUUCAGCCCUCGAAGUUGGGGUCGACGCUGUGCUACCUAAGCCGUUUCGUGCCGUGGAUGUGCUGAGGAAAAUGGACGAGGUCAUGAACACAGAUGCGGGAAAUGCUGUUGGAUGAUACGAACCAUCUCCUCGCGACGGGCGGUUACGGGCUACGGACAUCGCUUUGGAAUCUCUUUGGCACGGCACCAACCGGGUGGUACUCAGCACCUUUGUAGUGAGUGGCAACGCUGCUCUCGAUGCUCGUUGAGUUCCGCAUGGUUACACACAGGCUCGGCCUUUGGAUUCAUUGAUGGUGUCUUCGCGAUGGAUAUUGGUCUCCUUUGAAAGCUUCGAUGAACAUGGGGAGGGCGUUAGGACAUAUGAAAACAAAACAAGCGGCCGAUGUCCGUGGGUGACGGACUCGCAAAUGCCAGACUUUACAACGUUCUUGCCUUUCUCCUGAUAUCAGAUGGAGAUGGAAAACCCGUCGUCACUGUAAAAUCUUAGGACCUGAAAAAAAGGAGACUGGACUGCUAGACAUAAAUGGGGAUGUGAGGAAGUCCUGAAUAGAGAGUAGAGCCAGCUAUUCUUCAGGAUAUUGCUUACAAUCACG